CCACAGAGUUUGUCUGAGAUCACAACUCAGGCCUGGAACAACGCAUUUGGCCACCUGGGAACUAGAAAUUGUAAUUCUGAAGUAAUGGCUGAAGCAAUACCACUGCGAGAAAAGAAACAGAAAACUCUACCUCGGACAGAUGGGUGUGGUCUGAAUAACUUUGACGCUGUGGAUUUGUCUGGAGGGUUGAGGAUAGUCCUGGUGGGCAAGACUGGAUCAGGGAAGAGUGCGACAGGAAACACCAUCCUUGGGAGAGCUGCCUUUAAAGAGGACCCGAGCCCUGUGUCUGUGACCAAACACUGUGAGACACAGAGCGGGGAAGUGGACGGGACUGUGGUCCAGGUGAUUGACACUCCAGGUCUGUUUGAUACAGCCAUCACAGAGGAAGAAUUAAAAACCAGAAUAGAGGAGUGCGUCAAGAUGUCGGUGCCCGGCCCUCACGCCUUCCUGCUGGUGAUCAGGCUCGGAGUAAGGUUCACGGAGGAGGAAAGAAACGCUGUGAAGUGGAUCCAGGAUAACUUUGGAGACGAUGCCUCCAUGUACACUAUCAUGCUGUUUACGUGCAAAGAUCAGGCCAAAGCUGACAAUGCUCUGAAGGAGUGCAAGGAGCUGCGGAGACUCUCUAUAACAUUUGGACGCAGGUACCAUGCCUUCAACAACAACGACGCCGAGGACCGAGUACAGGUCAAGGAGCUGAUCACCAUGAUCAAGGAAAUGAUACAGGAUAACGGGGGGAAACACUACACCAAUGAGAUGUACGAGAAAGCCCAGAGGAGGCUGAGAGAGGAGGAGGAGCGGAAGAAACAAGAGGAGGAAGAGAAGAAAGAGGAGGAGAGGAAGAUGUGGGAUGCCGAGAGGGAGAAGAAAGAGAAAGAGAGAGAAAAGGAGAAAAAGGUGAAAAGAAAGACUAUACGCGUCAUGUCGGCCGCUGCUGUUGUGUUGGUGAUAGCUGGGGUGGUUAUAGCAGUGGGAGCCAACACCACGGUGGCUUUGGCCCUCGGAGGUCCGGCACUCGUCCUGGGAGUGCUGUGUGGUCUAGCUACCUUCGUCAUGUGGAGGGGUAUAAGAUGCAAAGCCAAAGCAAAUGUUCCCGUAUAACUAGGGUUUAGUGACCAGGACAUGUUGAUCCAUCUGCAGCAUGUGACACUAAUCAGUAGAAGUAUUGCACACGUUACUAUUUACUGUUAGGGACUUAUUAGUGAAUGAGCUUGUCUUGGCCUUUUCUGCAUUCUGCUUCCAGAAUUAUUAAGUUUUGACACGACAUUGCAAUAACAAAAGUAUGUGAAUUGAAUGAAAACAGUAAACAAACGGUAUGAAAUGCAGUACUUGUUUUCUUUUUGUUUUUCUUUCUUUCUCAUUUAUUGU
This is a messenger RNA of Perca flavescens (yellow perch), 1365 nucleotides long. Its product is annotated as GTPase IMAP family member 4. NCBI's taxonomy places the organism in Eukaryota, Metazoa, Chordata, Actinopteri, Perciformes, Percidae. Gene Ontology annotation, molecular function: GTP binding. Bases 85 to 1098 code for a protein of 337 amino acids. The record is from RefSeq and is a predicted model, not a curated record. The transcript is spliced from 3 exons.